GCUGCCUUCACUGCAGGCUCUACGGUGUCUGCUAUGGGACAUGCCAAGAUUUACUACGGCAAAUUAUCAUUUUUGUCAUCUUUAACAACAAUGAAAGAUUUGUGAUUCUCCAGCUGAGGGGGAUUUUAGACGACGCGUAAAUGGCUUGAGGAUCAACUGCCAAGUAGUUUUAAAAAGGAAAGCGCCUUAUUGCUGAUGUGAAGUAACGGUAGUUUGUGGCCAGAGGCAGUAACGUUAUCGCCACUUUGGACUUUUUGUCUGGGAACGUUUCAGUCCAUCCGGAGAAUGAAGUGCACCGUGUCGAAGCAGCGCUCCAAUGCGGGAUAUAAUGCUGCUGCUUCACCAACGUUAGCUGCCUCUUAAAGAUAAUAACUGGCUGUAAACGGGGCCAAGUAUCCUGCAGCGGGUCCUGGCAGCUGCGAGGGCUUUGGUGGACAUAACUUGAGGAGAAAGGCCAGCUGGUAGUCUGCGUGUGCCUUGGGGUUUCCUGUUCCAGGCAGCAGCCAUGGAGGAGGAGGUGGUGAGCAUGGAGUACUUGGUGGAGCAGGUGAUGCAGAAGGACCUGGGGAAGAGGCUCCAGGUGGGCCAGGACAUUAUAGAGCUGAUCAUGGACGAGGAGAAGACCCCCGAGCUGGAUCAAGACCAGACCAUGCUGGACAGGAUGGUGGAAGCGGUGGCCAGCUCCUGGGUCAACUCCAGCAACUUCAAGGUGGUUUUGCUGGGGAUGGACAUUCUGUCGGCUCUGGUCAGCAGACUGCAGGAGAAAUUCAGGACGCAGGUGGGAACAGUUCUGCCGAGCCUGAUAGAUCGGUUAGGAGACGCCAAGGACCAAGUUCGAGACCAGGACCAAGCACUUCUUCUGAAGAUUAUGGACCAGGCUGCAAACCCGCAGUAUGUGUGGGAGCGAAUAAUCGGAGGCUUCAAGCACAAGAACAACAGGACCAGAGAAGCUCUCUGCCUCUGUCUCAUCUCGACCCUAAACGUGUUUGGAUCUCAGAGUCUGACGCUCAGUAAAAUUGUUCCUCACAUCUGUAACCUCCUCGGAGAUCCCACAAGUCAGGUGCGGGACGGAGCCAUGAACUGCCUCGUGGAGAUCUACCGCCACGUCGGAGAACGAGUGAGAAUGGACCUGGGAAAGAAGGGUCUGCCUCAGUCACGGUUGAACGUCAUCUUCAGUAAAUUUGAUGAAGUUCAAAGGUCAGGCAACAUGGUCCUGUCCCCCGCGUCAGACAAAACCUUUGAGGACGAUGACUCGGUGGACGGCGGCCGCUCCACGUCCUCGUCCAAAGGAGCCUCACUGUCCGGGAGGAAGCCAGUGAGCAUGGGUUCAUUUCGACGCCCCGCCUCCGGCUCCAGCGCCAAGUCUGCAGGGAGGGACGGCUCGAGUGCUGGAGCGGUGGAUGAGGAGGACUUCAUCCAGGCCUUUGAGGAUGUUCCCUCGGUGCAGAUCUUCUCUAACAGGGAGGUGGAGGAGGCCAUGACGAAGGUUCGAGACGUGCUGUCAGACGAUAAGAGGGACUGGGAGCUCAGAGUGGCAGCUCUGAAGAAGGUGCGUUCGCUGCUCCUGGCCGGCGCGGCAGAGUUUGAUGGGUUUCUGCAGCAGCUGCGGCUCAUGGAGGCGGCGUUCAAACUGUCCGCCAAGGACCUCCGCUCUCAGGUGGUGAGAGAGGCCUGCAUCACCCUGGGCCACCUGUCGUUGGUGCUCGGCAGUCGGUUCGACCACGGGGCAGAGGCCAUCAUGCCGACCCUCCUCAGCCUGGUCCCCAACACUGCCAAAGUCAUGGCCACCUCCGGCAUGGCCGCCAUCCGCCUCAUCCUCAAACACACGCACUACCCACGUCUCAUCCCCAUCAUCACCAGCAGCUGUACCUCCAAAUCUGUAGCUGUCAGAAGGCGCUGUUAUGAGUUUGUGGACCUGCUGCUGCAGGAGUGGCAGGCGAGCUCUCUGGAGAGACAUGGAACAGUUUUAACUGAGAUGAUAAAGAAAGGGAUCCACGAUGCAGACGCCGAGGCUCGCUCUGUGGCCAGAACGUGUUACUGGAGUUUCCACGGUCACUUCCGUCGGGAGGCGGAGCAGCUGUUCCAGGGCCUGGAGUCGUCCUAUCAGAAAGCUCUGCAGGCUCACCUGAGGAGCGGAGACAGCCAGAUGUCGCUGCCCGCCUCGGAUCGCUCCUCCUCGUCCUCCCAGGAGAGCCUCAGUCGACAACAGUCUGUAAAAAACACCUUUGGAAGCAGCACAACAAGAUCCAAAGCUGCCCACACCAGGACGCCCGCUGCAGCUUCCUCCCCAGGUUCCCUCCAGCGCUCUCGUAGCGAUGUAGACGUCAACGCGGCGGCCACGGCCACCGCCCGCACCAGGAUGCCCGCCGUGCCCUCUGCCAUGUUGUCACCGGUUUCGUCCUUCAGCUCAGCCUCGGCCCUUCCCCCUGGAUCCUACGCUUCACUGGGUCGAGUACGAACCAGGAGGACGAGUUCAGGAAACAGUCCGUCUGUGACCGACAGCCGGGGAAGGAGCCGAGGGAAAGUCGUCUCACAGUCUCAACCCAGCAGUAGGUCCGGUUCUCCCGGCAGACUGCUGAGCUCCACCUACGGCCGGAUACCGAGGCCGACCAUGGGCACAGCUGCCGCCGCCGCCGCCGCCAACAGCGCCUCCAGCCUGACGGACAAGAGCCGGCCCCGAGGUCACCGCAGCCACGGCUGCAGCCGAGAGACCAGCCCCUCCAGAUCAGGCACAGCCCGGAGCCGAAUCCCCCGGCCCAGCAUGAGUCAGGGCUGCAGCCGCGAAACCAGUCGCGAGAGCAGCCGCGACACCAGCCCCACCAGGGGUUUCUCCCCCCUGGUGACUCGUCAUCACUCCCGCUCGACCAGCGCCCUGUCCUCUGCAGAGUGCUACUCAGACCGGCUGUCCCAUCAGGCUCGGAUCUCGGCCUCCGUCAACGCCAUGAAAAUCCUCAACACCGGCACGGAUGUCGAGGCUGCUGUUGCUGACGCUCUGCUGUUAGGAGACUCGAGGAGUAAGCGGAGGCCGGUGAGGCGGCGCUUCGAGUCUCCGGGAAUAUACUCGGAUGAUGACGCCAACAGCGACGCCUCCAGCGCCUGCUCCGACCGCUCGUACAGCUCUCGUAAUGGCGGCAUGGCGCCGCACUACCUGCGUCAGACGGAGGAUGUAGCCGAGGUGCUGAACCACUGCGCCAGCGCCAACUGGUCUGAGAGAAAGGAGGGACUGUUGGGACUGCAGAACCUGCUCAAGAGCCAGAGGAUGCUCAGUCGUGUGGAGCUGAAGAGGCUUUGUGAGAUCUUCACCAGGAUGUUUGCAGACCCUCACAGCAAGAGAGUGUUCAGCAUGUUCCUGGAGACUCUGGUGGACUUCAUCGUACUGCACAGGGAGGACCUGCAGGACUGGCUCUUUGUUCUGCUCACUCAGCUGCUGAAGAAGAUGGGGGCCGACCUGCUGGGCUCGGUCCAGGCCAAAGUCCAGAAGGCCCUGGACGUCACCAGAGAGUCCUUCCCUUAUGAGCAGCAGUUCAACAUCCUGAUGCGUUUCAUCGUGGAUCAGACGCAGACGCCCAACCUGAAGGUGAAGGUGGCCAUCUUGCGCUACAUCGAGGCGCUCGCCCGCCAGAUGGACCCGACUGACUUUGUGAACUCCAGCGAGACACGCCUUGCAGUCUCACGCAUCAUCACCUGGACCACCGAGCCUAAGAGCUCCGACGUCCGCAAGACCCUUCAUAACUGGGCAGGGGAGGAUUUCUCAGGCCGACCCAGCACCGUGGCCUCUCUGCCUGGGGAGGGCAACCUGGAGGAGAGGUGCAAGCAGGCGGCCCAGGUGGUGCUCAUCGCCCUGUUUGAGCUGAACACACCAGAGUUCACCAUGCUGCUGGGCGCUUUACCCAAAACCUUCCAGGAUGGGACCACAAAGCUGCUGCACAACCACCUGAGGAACGCCAGCGGCAUGAGCAUGGCGUCUCCCAGUAACACGGCUGCCCGAACGCCUCCACGGCAGCACAGCAGCCGCAGCAGCCCGCUGACUUCACCCACCAGCUGCUCUCACGGGGGGCUUUCUCCCAGUCGGCUGUGGGGUUGGAGCGCAGACGGGCUCUCCAAGUUCCCUCCUCCGUCCAUCCCCUCUCCUCUUCCUCCACCCUCUACCCACUCCUCCCUCAGCACAGGGCGGCGAGCUUACUCACCCAGCAUGCUGGAGUACAACAGUGAAAACCUGAACUCAGAGGAGAUCUACAGCUCUCUGCGCGGCGUCACGGAGGCCAUCCAGAACUUCAGCUUCCGCAGCCAAGAUGACCUGAUGGAGCCGCUGAGACGAGACGGCAAGUCUGCAGUCGGGGCGUCGUCAGACGGUGACGUGGUCGGGGGAGGACGCACAGCCCUGGACAACAAGACGUCUCUGCUGAACACGCCUUCACCGCGUUCCUUCGCCGGCCCGCGCUUCAGAGACUACAACCCGUACAACUACACCGACAGCAUCAGCACACUGGACAAAGCUGCCCUGAAGGAGGCGCUGUAUGAGGACCCUGUGGAGCGAGACGGCGGCCGUCAAGAAUGUGGCGAAAACAAGAUCAUGAACCCCAAAAACUUCCCAGCAUGCCCCGCCGAGCAGCUGGAGCUGGUUGGGGAGCUGCUGAAGAACAUCUCCCAGGGCCAGGCGGGGGAGCGGGGCCCCGAGGAGCGACGGGCGACCCUGCUGGAGCUGCUGAAAGUGGCCCGAGAGGACUGCCUGGUGGUGUGGGAGGAACACUUCAAGACCAUGCUGCUGCUGCUGCUCGAGACGCUGGGAGACAAAGACCACACGAUCCGGGCGCUGGCCCUGCGAGUCCUGAAGGAGAUCCUGAGGAACCAGCCGGCCCGCUUCAAGAACUACGCCGAGCUCACCAUCAUGAAGACGCUGGAGGCUCACAGAGACACGCACAAGGAGGUGGUGCGUGCGGCGGAGGAGGCGGCCUCCACAAUGGCAGGCUCCAUCCACCCGGAGCAGUGCAUCAAGGUCCUCUGUCCCAUCGUGCAGACGGCCGACUAUCCCAUCAACCUGGCUGCCAUCAAGAUGCAGACGAGGGCCAUCGAACGCAUCACCAAGGAGCCGCUCCAUCAGCUGCUGUCUGACAUCAUACCCGGACUCCUGCAGGGCUACGACAACACAGAGAGCAGUGUGAGGAAGGCCAGCGUCUUCUGCCUGGUGGCCAUCUACUCUGUGAUCGGAGAGGAGCUGAAGCCUUACCUGGCUCAGCUGACCGGCAGCAAGAUGAAGCUGCUCAACCUGUACAUCAAGAGGGCUCAGACUUCCACCAGCAACAGCAGCAGCUCCUCCGACAUCUCCUCCUACUAACUCCCACAGCACACGCUUAGCUUUCAUCAUCUCCGCAACACAGAGAGCAUUUCAUUCCAUCAGCCGAUGACAGAUCGGAAGUCAAAACGUCAUCGCGAACAGCGUCGUGAAAUCCUCAUCGUCUGAACCGACUUCCUGUUUUCAAUAUUAUUCCCAUUUCAUUCCUUCAGCUGCUGAUAAAGCUGGAGGCGUCUUGAGGAGCUCAUGCUGUCGUGGCUCCACAAGUUUUUGGACCAUCUCCUUAUCAUGUUGAAAGCUUAGCUAAUUAUUGGGAGGUAAGGUGAUCCUGGCAGCUAAGCCGUUUCAUGAAGAACCCGACACUCUUAACUGAACCAACAUCUUCUUCCUCCUCUCUCACACUACCGCUAGAGUCAAGAGCCUCAAAACUUUUAUCUUCCAUCGACGCGCGAUGGACCUAAGGUGAUCGUAGGAACCAUUUUUAGAGGCGGUCUGCCUGAAACAAAGACCUCUUCUUCCUACUCGCGCCUCGUUUCACCUUCAAGCCCAUCUUACUUCGUGGACCGGCCCUGAGGGGCUCUUUGCAGCUGAUGUAAAGAUGAUCCUAGCAUUGAGACCGUCUUCUUACACUUAUAAAAGACCUGAGGUGAGUUUGAAAUCACGGAAAGAGAAGAGAGUUUUCGUGGUGUAACUUCCUUCCUCUCAGUGCAGGAGGAAACCUGUGGCUAUCAGUAUUUUUAUUCAUUUUUAGUAUCUUUAAUCCACUUCUUUGAACAAUGUUUUGCUUUGACACAUCAAACCUUAUUGUAUAUUGAAUGUAAAGAGCUUUGACAGGACGUGACUCUCACCUGUGUUUCUCCUUCCUGAACUACUGCCUCAUUGUACCCGGUGGAUCACUCUUAAAGGUGUUUGGAAUAUUUUCCAAUUUGAGCACGUGCAUUUGGUGAAUUAUGUGCUGUAUUGAGAAAUAAAGUGGCACUUUAGUCUUUAAAAGGCUGAAUUCAAGGGUCCAUCUGAAGAUUAAUAUGUCAAAAAUAAGGAGUUUGAUUUUGAAACUACACCUUAAUGAGUACAACAACAGAAGUUUCUUUGCUGCUGUUUUACUCAUUAAUAUAUUAGUAAAACAUGUUAGCUUUAAAAAAAUGUGAAAUCCAAGUUCAUCUUAGUUUACAUUGAAUGAUCAUUUGGCUGGCCAAUGAUUUCAAGCACUACAGCGAUUAAAGAAAGUUUUAUUAUUUUGGACCCAACUACCAGCAGAAGAUAUCAGCGUUGUUAUUUAAGAUCAUUUUCCAGGCGUGAAGAAAAGAAGGACUUUUAAUGUGUCAACACUCGUCAGUGGAAUUCCCUUUUAAAAUCUGUAAUAGAUAAUAAACUAACAUUUUAUUUCAUAAAUGUAAAACCUCCUUUACAUGGAUUGAAAAAAUUGAAACUAGAUGUUUUUGCACAGGGUUCGUCUAAAACACAAGCUAUUAAAAUUAUGCCUCCGACCUCAUAUAUGUUGCCUGAAGAGCUGAAUGAUGAAUCGGUUUUAUAUUGAAAUUGUGAUUUGAAAGAGUACAAUUAAAAAAGUAAUUACAACUUGCAUAAUUAACAGUGUCUUAAUGAGCGUUAGGAGGUGGAAGUUUCAGUCAGUGACGGCAGCUUUACUGAGCUGCAGCUAAUUAACAACAAAAAAUGUACUUUUUAGUUUGAUUCUGUCAUUAAACAGAAAUCUGUCCAGUAAUUACCACAGCAGGCCAUAUGUAAUUGUUAUCAAUAGCUGACACCACUUUUGAAUGUCAUGAUUGUAUUGUAAUAUUAUUAGUAGUAAUAUUAUCAAGUAAUGUUACGUUCACCGCUGAUGUAAUUUAUUUACUUAAACUGGCCUAGAAAAUGAGGAGUGAAAAUGAGAGUUGACUUUUCUCAGAUUUGAUGACCUCUUAUAACAAUCCUCUGAUUUUAAAGUCAUGUGGGCUACAAAUACACGUCUGGAGUUUAACUUACAGAAAAUUAUUACAAUUUAAAUUGCAAUAUUCGUCAGAAAAUUAGCUAUUGUCCUCGCUUUGUUCACCACUACGUUUGCGUUCUCUUUCAUCCACGUAGAUUUAAUUCUGCCCCUAAGAAGCUGGCUUUUAUCCGUGUUGGUGUUGUCGAACAAUGGGACCAAACACAUUCACACAAUCUCCUCGUCAAAAAGUAAAACUACAAAAAUGCUUUUUAAAGACGUUUUUAUGUAAAGUUGUCCGCCAGGCUUUUGUAGUUGUUAGAAAAGUUGUAUUUAUUUUUACUACAUUUACAAGUAUAUCAAUUGGCUGUGGGACACAAACCUUGUCUUGAGGAAGGCAUGAAGAUCUGUUUUUUAAUUCAACAGUCUAAAGCUAGAACAUUUUAAAGUUUAAAUCUUUUCUUUACAUUUAUUUGAUUAACAUUACAUUUAAAAAAAAUGUAUUCACUUCAAUUUCUAUGUUAUAGCUUUUUUUAAUGAAAAAUUUAACUGAUAAACGUUACAUGGACCUAAUUUGUCAUCUAUAUAUAUAUAUUUAAUUUCCUACAGUGGAUUUUUAAUUAAUUUGAAAGACUGAAAGUACAAAAUUCCCUCAGAAAUAACACUAUACUGAUUUUAGAAAAUAAAAAUAAAACCACUGAAAGACAGCAGAGGUAUUUUUCUCUGCUGUCCCAGAAGGGUGCGAAUCUAAAGACCCAGUUCUGUUUAAACUGGGAGUUUAUUGGUUUUUACGUCUGCUAUCUUACAGUCUUGGAAAUCCACAAGCUGUCAAGUCAAGACUACUGUAAUAUAUAAUAUAUAUUAUAUUACACUGAAAAGUCAUCUAAAAGUCAAGAUUCAGCUCUAAAUGUCACAAAAAUAGUAUCAGUAUUUUAAUUUAUGACAGUUUUGUCUGCAGGGAACUAAUAAUCAGUGGUUUAUUGUGUUUUGCUGACAAACUGUUUACAAUGUAUUCUUGUUUUAAAGAGAUGGUUUAACAGUUCGACUGUUUUUGGGAAGAAACGCCUCUGUAUCAGUUGAUCCUAAAUUGAAUGUAAGUCACUUUGAGACUUUGACCUUUUAAAAUGUGAAAUAUUUUAGCAAAUGACAAAUGGGCAAUACCUGAAUCUGACAGAAGGAUUGACAAUCUGAAGGAUUAGAUGCUACUAAAAGCAAGCGACAAUGCUAAUUGAUGAGUUGUAAAAAGCGCCAGCGUUAAAAAUGAAAAGAUGAACGAGAGUGUUUGAUCUGUGGACAUUAGCAAUAAACUCUUAGAAAUCCAGCUUGGAUUUUCACGUCGAAGCACUGUAAAUUUCCAUUGUGUUCCUCCUUUGAGACGCUCUCGCUGGUCAAUGUACAGAAGUGUCAUUUUUUUUAAAAGUGCACCUAUAAUAAAAUGUUACUGCUGCUUAUUCUAAUACUAACAAACGCGCCUAAUAACUCCAGCGUAUGUACUGUAUCUCGACAGAAGGGUUUAGGUACAGCUAAAAUGAUGGAGAGCAAAACUUAACUGACUGAACACUGAAACUGUUAAACCCUCUGAGUGGUUGAACUCUCCCGGUGCUUCAUUCUCAAUGCCAACUCGUCACAUAUGGACGUUUGGUCAUGACCCCUUGGCAUCGCUUUGUAACGCCCCGGGUACCCGUUGUUUUUGGACGUGCAAUGCUCCGCGAUCAAGUUAGCACCAAUAAAUAUGCGUUAUGUUAGCACCAAAAGUACUUGGUUAGGUUUAGGAAAAGUUUUUAACCAUUAACUUCACUAAAAACAAUGUUGACUUUUUGUUUCACACGGGGAAACAAACACCGGCCUCCUGGGGAAAAGUCUUCUUGCCCACUUUUGGCCCACCCAUCCACCCAAACCACCUCCCCACUCAGACAUUUCUGUUAUUUAUAUUCUACCCCUGCUUUUAGCGUUCAUAACUGACGCUACAGGGUUUCCCCCAGAGCGUUACUACAACCUUAUGCCAAGGGGUCUUGACCUUGCGUCUAUUUGUGACGACUUCGGAGUGAGAGAACGGGUUGCAAGGGAAGUUCAAACAAAGACAACAGAGCAGGUUUAACUCAUGAAAGAAAUAGUUUGUUGUGUUGGGAAAUCACUGCUUUCUUGCUGAGAGUUAGAUGAGAAGGUUGAGACCAUGACCUGUACACUUAAUAUGAAGCCAGUUAGCUUAGCUUAGCUUAGCGUAAAGACUGGAAACGGGGGGAAACAGCUAGCCUGUUUCUGUCCAGAAAUCCCUGCGCCCGGCCACGAAAUAUUCCAGCACACAAAGCUAAAACUUUCUAAGGGCCUAAGAGCCUCAGGGGCCUCAAAAGCCCCCGGUUCACUCCAUAUCAGCUGGUUCUACAUAAUUUGAUUAUCCACAAAAUAGUUAGAAAUUUGUACCCUUUAAGUACACAAUACCUCAAUUACUUUCAUGUAUAUUAUAUUAAAUUGUUGUAAAACUGUAUUGUGUAUCAAAUUACUUCCUUAGGUAAGGCGGUAUUACUCCAUCAUGAGCAUACUGUAAGGUUGCAGCCAACAAUUAUUUUCAUUAUCCACAGGUCUGACAGUUAUUUUAUUUAAUAAUCGAGUAAUUAUUUAGUGUAUAAAAUGUUAGUAAUUAGUGGAAAAAUGAUCAUCAUUAUUCUCUGAAAACCAAAUUAACAGAUGUCUGAUAUUCACAUUUCAGAAGCCGGUGCUGGGGUUUUAAACAAUUAGUCAGUUAUCAAAAUUGGUGCAUAAUAAUUUUCUGUCCAACAGCUAGCUGAUUAAUGAACUUAUCAUCUCAGCUUUGGGGGACGUGCUUUGUUUCUGGGUGCCUGGGAAAAUAAUGAGACUGCCAUGUAUAGUGGGGAUCAAUAGGGCCACCAACAACAAGUAUUACUUAAUUAAUCACCUCUGUUUUUGUACAGCUAAAAACCCAUUUCCCGUUCUUUACCGUCUUUAGCUAAUCUAAGUGGCUUUAUAUUCACAGUACAGACAUGAGGGCGGUAUCGGUCUGAACACGUGACUCUCAGCAAGAAAGCGAAUAAGCACAUUUCCCCAUAUUUUGACAGUGAAGGAUGCUGUUACUGAAGAUUUCCAGGCCUUAUUUUAUCUCUUCAAACUCGUUACUCGGACUGUUAAAUGUACUGUACCAGUGCCCGUUGUCACUUUUCUCGCUUGUGAGAUUUUGGCAACUUGAUCAGCAUUUAACUCUGGAUUGAAUGUUACCUUUAGAACCAAUGAAGUCCUUUACAGCACGUCGUCCAGUGAUCCAGUGUUAGCCUGCUGCAGUUUAGGCGACUUAAAUUCAUUUCCCUUUACUCUUUUUUUUUUUUUUUUUUUGUACAGUGUGAUUUAAAACUGCAACUAUGUCCGCAUGCUUACUUCAUGGGAAUCGUCGGAUAUUUCCGGCUGCGUUUGCUGUCAAAUAUAGUUAGUUUGAUAAAAGCAAACAAGCAAACAUUGAAGAUACUUUUUGAUUUCCUGAAUGUGUGCCUUUGGGUAAAGAUUUCUGGCAAUAUACCUGGUUGUCCUGUACAAUACUAACCUGUACUAACACUAAUAUUCACUGCUUCCUAAGGUGGACGUCAUAAGGUAAUGUGAGAAGAGACGCAGUGCUGUAAAUAAGCUUCAAGCCAAUGGUGAAAUAUUUUCCAUUGAAACCACUUACAGUGCAUGGCUCCUGUCUUUUUGUUUUAGUUGAUUUGUUUUAUUUCAUGCUACACAAUAUUUAUGGUUUAUCUUCCUGUGUAUGACUGUAUAUAUUUACAUGUUUGGUUCUCUUUCACCUGUGAUAGACUUUGCAGAACUUGAAAUAAACUAUCAGACUUCUAAA
Messenger RNA from Micropterus dolomieu (smallmouth bass), 11055 nucleotides. RefSeq names its product CLIP-associating protein 1-B-like. Gene Ontology annotation, biological process: mitotic spindle assembly. Gene Ontology annotation, cellular component: mitotic spindle; cytoplasmic microtubule; microtubule organizing center. Gene Ontology annotation, molecular function: microtubule binding; kinetochore binding. The record is from RefSeq and is a predicted model, not a curated record. The transcript has 42 exons. Bases 506 to 5335 code for a protein of 1609 amino acids. Lineage: Eukaryota; Metazoa; Chordata; Actinopteri; Centrarchiformes; Centrarchidae.